UGUGGGUUUGUUCACCUGUACAUCACGGUGCAAAAACUUUUUCUUUCCAGCUCCACCCCCAGUUAACCUGUUGCUAGGUAUGAGAGACAGGUUUUUCAGCAGGGAAUACGUGAAGCAGUAAGAUCAUAUCUGAACUCCCAGAAUGGCUACUAAACACAUUUGGCAAAGUUUGGCUCAAGAUAGUGGUCUAUUUAUGUGUCACAUCAAAAAGACAUUUAUUCUGCUGCUCACAGUAGCAUUUUUAUUGUCUGCUGUUGCUUAUGUCUUUGAUUUCUCUUUUGAGACAACUCAGAGGUUCUCUCAAGCCUGGUUGAAUAAAAUCAUGAAUCAGACUCAUUAUAAGGUAAUUAAAAGCACUUCGGCUAAUCGUACUCAAAAGGAUGUAUUAGCACCUUUGCCCAAUCAACAAAUCCAACCAAGAGGUACGGCUAUCUAUCAUCAUGUGGCUCAUCCAAGCAACUAUCAUUUCAUCCUGGAUGAACCUGAUAAAUGUAAGCAGGAUCCAUUCCUGGUCUUUAUGGUCCCUGUGGCCCCCCAUCAGCUGGACGCUCGUAACGCCAUCCGGAAGCACACAUGGGGGAAUGAGAGCUCAGUGCAGGGAAAAGCAGUGCUGACUCUGUUCUUGGUGGGUUUGACUGGAGGAGCUGAAGCUCAACAGCAGCUGGAGGAAGAGAGUCGACAACACAGAGAUUUAGUGCAGAGCAACUUUGUGGACUCCUACUUCAAUCUGACCAUAAAGACCAUGGUGAUCAUGGACUGGCUGGCCACUCGUUGCCCUCAAGCAGCUUAUGCUAUGAAGGUUGAUUCUGAUAUGUACAUAAACCUGGAGAACAUGAUGACCCUCCUGUUGUCACCCAACACACCCAGACAGAACUACAUCACAGGGUAUUUGAUGUGGGACCGGCCUGUUAUCAGAGACAAAAACUCUAAAUGGUACGUGGCAGAGGAAUUGUACCCUGAACCAAAAUACCCCACGUACCUGCUGGGAAUGGGAUAUGUUUUCUCCAAUGACCUGCCAGAAAAAAUAGUUGAGGCUUCCAAGGAAGUAAAGCCCUUUAACAUAGAAGAUGCAUAUGUGGGCGCUUGUCUGAAACUGUUGGGUGUGGCACCCUCAUCUCCCCCAGACCCUUCACAGUUUAGAGCCUAUCUGGGACAAUAUAAUCGAGAAGAUUUUCUAAGAGUUAUUACAACAAUCCUGGGAUCCCCACAGCAGCUAAGAGACAUUUGGAAGGAUGUAAAGAGGCCCACAUAAAAGUACUGGAGCACAAA
Messenger RNA from Cyprinus carpio (common carp), 1269 nucleotides. Its product is annotated as beta-1,3-galactosyltransferase 1-like. Gene Ontology annotation, molecular function: N-acetyl-beta-D-glucosaminide beta-(1,3)-galactosyltransferase activity. Gene Ontology annotation, cellular component: membrane. The record is from RefSeq and is a predicted model, not a curated record. NCBI's taxonomy places the organism in Eukaryota, Metazoa, Chordata, Actinopteri, Cypriniformes, Cyprinidae.